This is a messenger RNA of Seminavis robusta, 929 nucleotides long. Lineage: Eukaryota; Bacillariophyta; Bacillariophyceae; Naviculales; Naviculaceae. The record is from the annotation of a GenBank genome assembly.
CGAUUGACACCUGUCAAAAGAUCCUCGUUUUGAUGUGGCGUCAUUCACAAUGCAAAAGCCGCAGCCAUCAACUCUUUCAAGCUUCGUAGCUGAAACCAAUUGAAACAAGAGCUCAUCCGCCAAAACGAAGCAAAGCAAUCACAAACUUUGUUCCCACCAUUCUUAUUCAUCUGUCCCUCACAUCACGCAAGUUAUUUAGUUCCACCAUGAACCGAUUCCUUUCUACCCUUCUCUCUCUGUUCGCCUUGCUCGGCUCGACCAUGGCCUUUGUGCCACCCUCCCGGACUGCCAUGCCAGCCACCACCACUGCCCUUCCGACGACCUCUGCCAUUCAUUUCCCUCCCGCCCUUCAGAGACAACGAAAGUCCAUGGCACCUGUGCAGACCAUGAGCUUGUUUGGACUUGGAGCUCCGGAAUUGGCCAUUAUUCUGAUUGCUGCUGCCUUUUUGCUUGGGCCCUCCAAGUUGGCCGAAUUGGGGAAAGAUGCCGGAAAGAUCGCUGGAGAACUCAAAGAAGUACCCAAGGAAUUCCAAAAGGGAUUGUCAGAGGGUGAAGCAGAAGCUGCUGCCAUGAGGUCGGCAGCUGCUCCCGCCGAAAUUUUGGAAAAGAAGGAAGACAAGUAAAGAGACUGAAAACAGAACACGAAUUAGGCCAGGAUGGAUAUCUUUUAAUCAAUUGAACAAGACACCUUUGGUUGUUUGUCACAGUUGGUUAGUUUGACAGACAAAGCAAUUGGUGGAAACAAGUUGCGUCGUUACCGUUCGUUGUCGUCAUCUUGGGACAAGUGUGGGCUUUGGGGAAGCGAGCAAUCAAUGAAAACUUACUUGAAGGAGCUCACUCUUCUAAGAUGGCAAACAACCUAUGAAGCUAUUACACAAGACAAGGAAAUCUAUAGAAAAUAAUCAUAGGCGGUUAUGUCUUUAUACAUC